This is a messenger RNA of Lampris incognitus (smalleye Pacific opah), 3641 nucleotides long. RefSeq names its product exonuclease 3'-5' domain containing 2 (gene exd2). Gene Ontology annotation, biological process: nucleobase-containing compound metabolic process. The record is from RefSeq and is a predicted model, not a curated record. Gene Ontology annotation, cellular component: nucleus; cytoplasm. Gene Ontology annotation, molecular function: 3'-5' exonuclease activity; nucleic acid binding. The coding region runs from base 78 to 2102 and encodes 674 amino acids. The transcript has 8 exons. NCBI's taxonomy places the organism in Eukaryota, Metazoa, Chordata, Actinopteri, Lampriformes, Lampridae.
UGAACACAGCCAGCUUUAUUAGGAGUCUCGCUGAUACAGAGCAGUUAAAUGUUCCUUCAUAGGCAGAGAAGCAGUUGAUGGAAUGUCAGUUUGUCCAGACAACAAGGCAGGCAUGUCUGUGCUUUGAUUUAAGGUUUGUGUCAGCCCACUCGAGUCGAUUCAACAUGUCCCCCAGAGGGCCCUUGUCUACCGUCAUUACAACUGUCGUGGGGGCAACCUUGGGAGGCCUGUUUCUAUGGCGGGUGUACCACACACACAAGAGGAAGCUGCUUUCUGGAGAGAAGGCUGCCGACCCUGUGGAGCCUCUGCACCCUGCGGACAAGGAGUUCUCUACUGUGGAGGGUCAACUUGUGCAAGCGUCGCAUCUCAAUAAAGAAGUGAAGGCUGCGAAGAGUCAGACCACACAACUGCCUCUCCCUGUGCGAAUUCCCUCUGCUGAACAGUUGUUGGCAGUGAAGCCAGUGACGGUGAGCUCUGAAGAGGAGUGGCAGCAGCUGUGGCCCUCCCUGCAAAAGGAGUUGUCUGUCUACCCCGUGCUGGGGCUGGACUGUGAAUGGGUAAAGAACAAGGGCGUGUCUUUAAAGGGCAGCGCCUCUGCAGUCUCGUUGCUGCAAAUAGCAUCAUACUCCGGGCUGUGCGUCCUGGUGAGGAUGCUGCCGUUUCGUAGCAGUGCACAGCUCUUCCCCCACAGCUUAAUGCAAGUUCUCUGUGACCCCCACAUUCUAAAGGUCGGAGUUGGUUGCCAUGAGGACGGAAAGCGCCUUGCUCAUGACUACGGCUUGUUACUGGGGUGUACCGUUGAUCUGCGGUAUCUCGCCUUACGACACGGGAAAGUCAUAUUGAGUAAUGGCCUCAGUCUGAAGUCGCUGGCAGCCGACGUGUUGAAGAUAACUCUAGACAAAUCUCUGGAGCUUCGCUGCAGUGAUUGGGAGGCCGAUGAACUGACACUUGAGCAGAUGAACUAUGCUGCUAGAGACGCCCAGGUUUCCAUUGCCCUGUUCUUCCAUCUCCUGGGCCUCCACUCAGAGUCCAGCUUUGUCUCCUCCAGUGAGAGCACCUAUUUCCAGCUGGCCGCCCACUGCCAGGGCCUGGUGGACAUUCCCUUCAGGAGCCAAGGAGGUGAAAGAGACGACAAGGCAGCUGACGGAGAGCGGAGACGACGACGAGCAAAGAAGCAGCCCCAGUAUGAAAGCCCCAAGUCUGGAGAUCAGCAAGUCCCAGACUCCCGCAAGAACCACAAAAGAAAACCACUGGGUGUGGGCUAUUCCCCCAGGAAGUCUCCUCUCUAUGACAACUGCUUUCUCCAUGCUCCAGAUGGUCAGCCACUGUGUUCCUGCGACAAGAAGAAAGCCAAAUGGUACCUGGACAAAGGAAUUGGAGAGCUUCAGAGUGAGGAUCCUUUCAUUGUGAGACUACUGUUUGAGCCGUCGGGACGUCCCGAGUCUCGACAGGAAUACUAUCUCACCGCCAAAGAGAACCUCUGUGUGGUGUGCGGAAAAGAGUACUCCUACAAUAGGAAACACAUCGUCCCGCAGGAGUACAGGCGGCAUUUCCCCACCGAAAUGAAGGACCACAACUCGCACGACAUCCUGCUGCUGUGCACGGCCUGCCACGCCGCCUCCAACGUGCACGACUGCUUACUGAAGCAGCAGCUCGCCCAAGAGUAUAGUGCCCCUCAAGCUUCCGAGGAGGGGCUGCGACUGUUUCAGGACACGGACCGGCGGCGGGUGCGGUCAGCGGCACGGGCGCUCGUCACCGCCGGGAACGAGCUGCCAGAACAGCGCCACAAGGAGCUGCAGACCAUCAUCAGGGACUUCCUCAACCUGGAGGAGGACCAGGAACUUGAUGCCGAGGCCCUACAGCAAGUGGCUGACCUGGAAACCAGGAUAUUUAAUGAGGAAUAUAUGCCUCACGGUCGGAAGGUGGUGAGUAUGUGCGCGAAAGACGGCAUACGGGGCCUGAUGGACCUGGAGCGCCGGUGGCGGCAGCACUUCCUCACCACCAUGCAGCCGCGCCACCUGCCCGCCCUCUGGUCCAUCGACCACAACCACAGCAAAUUUCUCCGGAAGUACGGGGAGGACCUGCCAGUCCACCUUAUUUGAACUUCUGCGCAUACCACCCGACGACGACGCACAUCGGGCGAAUGCCAACCGGGGCAGGAAACUGGAUGCUUGCAGCUUCCAAGACUUUGACGGCAAAACGGGAACGGGACCUGUUCGUUGGCCCAAACGUCGGGUAGAACGGACAAACUUGGCUGCCACAACUGAAACUUACCAGCAUUUGGGUGUUGUCAAGACAUCACCCUGAUAACUACAGGGACACAACGGGCCAAGAUGCAGAGUGUGUGUGUCUGUGCGUGUGCGUGCGUGACUGGAUGGCAUCUGAGGAAGGCUGUUUCACGCCCAACACAUGGUGCCAAAUAUGUGAAUGCCAGCCAGGUUCUUCUGGUCCGUCUACCAAAACCUGAAUGAACUAGACCAACAGACCAGCCGGCCCAAGCCUCGGCACAUGUCUGCCUAUGGAGGGGGGAUCCAGUGCCGAAUUGUGACAUUACUUCCACGGUGCCGUGGUGGAAAUUGUGUAGUUGCAUAUGGCCCCUUUUAUUUUUAAAGAAAAAUAUGUUUAAAAAAAAAAUGUGAGACGGUAAAUUGAUCUGUGAACUAAAACUUUUAGGAAUAAGCUACAACCCGCUCUAAACUCCCACCCGAAAUGAAAUGUAAUGUUUCGUCUGUAGGUCAGCAACCCUUAUCUGUUACCCCGGUAACCAGUGGUGGUGAGUUUGUGUACAGGGCAGAGUGAGGUGAUUCAUAAUAGUUUUUGUUCGCUCAGAUCGGCGGUAGGUCCUGCUUGAAAACAUGGUCGCCUUUGUGCUGUUUACUUUAUAAAAAGGCGACUUGGGCUUUUGGAGGACUAAUGGGAAGUAAUCCAGAACAGCGUCUGCCCACAGCGGGUCCAGCGAAUGGAUCUUGCGGACUUCUGACGCCGUCCUGUCUUGGGACUGUGGUUCUCCUCCUGAAGGUUAGGACCCCUCGAUGGCACCUGUGCCUCUUAACCCCUAACACGACUGGAGGUUCUGGUACAGCACCAGGACGUGGACAAUGGUGGCAGUUUCAGUCCAACUCUGUCUCGCCUCAGUCCACGUCGGAGAGUGACAAGACUGCCAACUCGUUGCCCGUCUGUGUCCUGAGGGACGGGUGGGACUGAUGUGUGAGGACAUUCUCAGAAACGACAUCCCCCUCGUGCAGAGGACGGACCUCGUGUCUGGGCAUGUGUAUUUAUUUAUAGUGGGUGAGUUUAAGUUAUGAAAAUGGCUGUUUUUGUAUUUUAUUUGUCUCUAGAUGAAACCUCUUCAACUAUACUGUCUCCCUAAACCUGUAAAAAGAAAUAAAGGCUAUGUUUAAAUUUUACUUUGUGAUACUGGUUUUGCACAAGGUAGCAGCAUUGAUGCCAUGGCUCCUGUUUUGUGGAGGGGGGGAAAAAACAGUCCAGUCACCAUUUCCAUUUUUUAUUUCUUACAAAAUCACAGUUUAAUAAAUAGUCUGUAAAAAUGAGUAGAAAAGUGGUUUUCUUAACAUUUCAUAUAUGAAUCACUCGUGACUUUCAGGUCAAAGGAGUCUUACAUGGACUUGUCAGGAAUGACU